Kickxella alabastrina is the source of this 1321-nucleotide messenger RNA. RefSeq lists its product as uncharacterized. Lineage: Eukaryota; Fungi; Kickxellomycota; Kickxellomycetes; Kickxellales; Kickxellaceae. Gene Ontology annotation, biological process: response to heat; protein refolding. Gene Ontology annotation, cellular component: cytoplasm; cytosol; nucleus. The record is from RefSeq and is a predicted model, not a curated record. The coding region runs from base 1 to 1206 and encodes 401 amino acids. The transcript has 2 exons. Gene Ontology annotation, molecular function: ATP binding; Hsp70 protein binding.
AUGGUUGCCGAAACAAAAUUCUACGACCUGCUCGGCGUCUCCCCCAGCGCCAAUGACAGCGAGCUCAAGAAGGCAUACCGGAAGAUGGCCCUCAAGUACCAUCCCGAUAAGAACCAGAACCCCGAGGACAACAACAAGUUCAAGGAGAUCUCACACGCUUACGAAAUUCUGUCCGAUACCCAGAAGCGCGCUAUCUACGACCAGCGCGGCGAGGCCGGCUUGAGCGGCGCAGCUGGCGGCGGCAUGGACGGUGUCGAUCCCCAUGAUCUGUUCUCGCAGUUCUUUGGCGGAGGCGGCAUGGGUGGCAUGUUUGGCGGCGGCGGUGGUGGUGGCCGCCGUGGUCCCAGCGGACCCCGUCGCGGUCGCGACAUGGCACACGCUCUCAAGGUCUCCCUCGAGGACCUGUACAAGGGCAAGACCUCGAAGCUGCAGGUCUCAAAGAGCGUCAUCUGCAGCGGCUGCGAUGGCAAGGGCGGCAAGGAGGGUGCUGUCAAGCAGUGCAGCAAGUGCCACGGCCGCGGUGUUGAGGUUGUCAUCCGCCAGAUGGGCCCCAUGGUGCAGCAGAUCCAGCAGCAGUGCCGCAACUGUAACGGUGAGUGCGUGGAGAUUGACCCGCGUAACUGCUGCAAGAAGUGCAAUGGCCGCAAGGUCACCAACGAGCGCAAGCAGCUUGAGGUGCACAUUGAGCGCGGCAUGAAGGACGGCCAGAAGAUUGUCUUCCAGGGCGAGGCCGACCAGGCACCAGGUGUCGUUCCUGGUGACAUCAUCAUUGUCAUUGAGGAGAAGGAGCACGCUCGGUUCAAGCGCCGCGGCGACGACCUGCACUACGAGGCCGAGAUCGACCUCCUCACAGCACUUGCUGGCGGCAAUGUUCACAUCCAGCACCUCGAUGACCGCAUCCUCGACGUGAACAUCCUGCCUGGAGAGGCAAUCAAGCCCGGAGAGGUCAAGGUCAUCGAGGGCCAGGGCAUGCCUUCCCACCGCCACCAAAACAUGGGCAACUUGUUUGUCAAGUUCAACGUGCGCUUCCCCGAGAGCAACUGGACCACCGAGGAGAACAUCAAGAAGCUCGAGGACAUCCUGCCCCCCCGGAAACCCCUGCCCACCUUGCCUGCAGGCGCUAUCAGGAGGAGUUUGAGAAAAAUAUGUGCUUCACCUGGAAAUUGGCUCUUGUUGGCUGUGAUUAAUAAGCAAAAUCGAACCUAAAAUUGUCUAUCCACGGCUGGCCACAUUGAUUCAUUGAUUCAUUUUAGUUGCUCAAUUAAACAUUGUAGAUGUUUUUUCCAAAUAUAAAUGCUAUGAUUCGUUAAUAAAAAAGGCA